UACUCUCAUCUCAUAUCAAAACAAUAACAACUAAAAACUUGUCCUACUCAUAUUAUUAGAGUUCUAACGUUGACAAUUAUUAAUGAAUAUACGUUUUAUUUUUAACAUAGGAAUAGUGUCUAACAGUGAUUUUUAAUAAUUGAGUAAUCCUCGGAUUUUGAAUGGUAUAAUUACUGUAGUUUCUUUUCAUUUUUGGAAUCUUCUGGUAGGUGAAACAGAAGACCAAUACAAAGAAAUGUUCCCUAUAUCAAGGUUAUUUUUCAAAAAAACCCUUUGCGAGUGUAUGUUUAAGGAAUCUGUUAGAAGGAGGAUACUUUGUGCCUAUUCGACCACUACACCCAAAGAGGCUAAGGAAUUAGGAUCUGUUGUCGAGAAUAAACCUGCUAAGCGGCUUUUCGGCCAACCAACUCCUCUCACUCACCCCCACCUACUCAAACCUGGUGAGGUUGUCCCAGGUUUGCAAAAGAGUGAAUUUAUUGAAAGGAGAAGAAAGUUUAUUCACAACAUAUCAAAAACCAACCCUAAAAGCAAUCAUAUUGUGAUUAUUCCUUCUGCUACCAAAGUGUACAUGUCGGAGAAGAUACCUUAUGUAUUCAGACAGAAUACAGACUUCCUCUACUUGACAGGAUGUCUGGAGCCUGACAGCGCCCUUGUGAUAACAGUGCCGAACGAGGACAACGCCUCCUGUAUAUUAUUUCUAAGGAAGAAAGAUAAACACGCAGAAAAGUGGGAUGGUCCGAGAACAGGCGUGCAAGGUGCUUUGGAAUUGUUUGGGGUGGAUCAAGCCCUUCCAUUCACAGAACUAAAUACUUUUCUAUCAUCUUACGCCCAGACUUACAAACAGUUUACAAUCUGGUAUGACUUUUCUUCUAAUAUUCACCCGGAAGUUCACUCUGUUAUGGAGACAUUCUCGUCAAGAAUCACUGGUAAAUCCUCGGAGUCUCCAAGGCCUGUUCUGCAUCAACAGCGGUUGAUCAAGUCAGCAGCAGAGCAGGAGCUGAUGGCCCACACGUGUGAGAUCGCAUGUCUAGCAAUGUUGCGGACAAUUGCCUUCACUCAGCCGGGCGUCACAGAACAUCAGUUGUUUGCCAAGAUGGACUACGAAAGCAGAAUGAAGGGUGCUGACUUCCUGGCCUACCCUCCAGUCGUGGCGUCUGGCAACAACGCCAACACUAUACACUACAUUGCCAACACACAAGUCACCCAGCCCGGCGAAAUGGUACUCAUGGACGCAGGCUGUUCGCUCAGCGGGUACUGCAGUGACCUGACACGCACAUGGCCUGUGUCCGGUCGUUUCACACAACCUCAGUUGGUCCUGUACGAGAUCGUACAACAGACUCAACAACAGCUGAUGUCGCUGUGUCAUCCGGCCAACUCACUGGACCAUCUGUUCAACGUUAUGUGUCACCUGCUGGGGCAAAAACUCAUAGAAGCCGGUGUCUUCAAAAAGACCGCCAACAAGGACCAUCCUUCCAGGAUGGCGUAUGAGCUUUGCCCCCACCAUGCUAGCCACUACUUGGGCAUGGACGUCCAUGACACUGGCUCCGUGUCACGCAGCAUCAACAUGCAGCCUGGCAUGGUUAUCACUGUGGAACCAGGUUUAUAUAUAUCGGAAAACAAUGAGAACGUCAAUGAAGAGUUUUGCGGACAAGGGAUCAGAAUUGAAGAUAACAUUUUGAUAACAGAUUCUAACCCCGUUCUUCUAACCAGUUUGUGCCCGAAGGAGCCUGAAGUUAUAGAAAGUCUAGUCGGUUCUAGUCUGUAGAGUUAAUUUUAUUAGUUUACAUUGUAAAUUAUCUUCCUUUGAAUACUGACUGUGUUCAGAAAGAUUUACUUUCAAUACAACAAAGUUUCCUUUAUUUUU
Messenger RNA from Macrosteles quadrilineatus (aster leafhopper), 1864 nucleotides. Its product is annotated as xaa-Pro aminopeptidase 3-like. Bases 236 to 1765 code for a protein of 509 amino acids. NCBI's taxonomy places the organism in Eukaryota, Metazoa, Arthropoda, Insecta, Hemiptera, Cicadellidae. Gene Ontology annotation, molecular function: metalloaminopeptidase activity; manganese ion binding. Gene Ontology annotation, cellular component: mitochondrion. The record is from RefSeq and is a predicted model, not a curated record. The transcript is spliced from 9 exons.